Molecule: messenger RNA, 969 nt
Organism: Cotesia congregata
Lineage: Eukaryota; Metazoa; Arthropoda; Insecta; Hymenoptera; Braconidae
Source: the annotation of a GenBank genome assembly
AUGGAGACACAAGAACUAAAUAAUAAUAACCAAUAUCGCUGUAUUUAUGCUAUACUGUCAUGUUUAUUCCUAUCAAUUACAUAUGUCGCAAGUUUAUAUGUAUGGAGUUCACCACACACCAGAGAACACUCGAGUACAAUAAAAAAAAGAUUUUUCAGUGUGUUCAUCAUGGCUCUGAUAUCUCCAGUAUUUUUAUACUUUGGAAUGAGUAAUAAAGUACUUGAAAAGGUAACAAUUUGGGAAUUGCUGGGUCUUAAGUGGUCAGGAUUACUUCAGGCAAUUUUUAUACCACUAAUUCUGACAAUGAUCUUAUUCUUAGGACCACUUUGUCUUCAAGGACUAAAUGGUCAAUGGAAAUUGUACUUCGAGCCAAUGUAUUGGAUAGGAAAUGCUAGAACCUUGAUUUGGUGGAGAAAUCUAGUGGUUGCUCCAUUGAGCGAAGAAUGGACCUUCAGGGCAUGUAUGUUACCAUUGUUAUUACAAUGCUUUAGUCCGACUGCUGCCAUUUUUAUAUGUCCGUUAUUCUUUGGAGUCGCUCACUUUCAUCAUGUUGUUGAAAGAACAAAAGUUGGCAUGGAGCUCAAGAGUGCUGUCAUACUAUCCAGUACCCUUUCAAUUUGUAUAUACCACGAUAUUUGGAGCGUAUGCAGCUUUUUUAUUUGCCAAAACAGGUUCAUUAUUUAUUCAUUUAUCAGAACAAAAUUUUUCAACAAAUCUUUUACUGUUUCUACUUUUUUUCCAGGUCACUUUGUCGCUCCUUUUGCGGCACACUCGUUCUGUAAUCAUAUGGGAUUCCCAGACCUAACUGAAGUGCUGGCCUAUAAUAAUUUUCUAAAAAGAGCUGGAUUUUUUAGUCUCUUUGUGAUAGGUCUCGUUGCUUGGUGUUUUUUAUUAACACCUCUGACAAAUCCCACCUGGUUUAACAAUAAUCUUUUUUGGGAUAAAAAUUUUCUCCAAUUAAUAACUUGA